CCUUACUUAAGGUAGGUAAGGUACCUUACCUCACCUCACUCAGUGGCCAGCGGAAUGUCAUGAAGUCGUCUACCUGAACAUAAGUACCUACCUUAGCUUACCUUAGACAUUCUCAACUUCACAUUUUUCGUAUUAUCAUCUUCGUCUUCAUCUUCAUUCAUCUUUAGUAUCAGAGUGAUGCAAACGCAGUGGCCUUUGCAAAAUGGGCCAGAAUCUUUCGGAUGAGCAUCCGCAGCGGCGGUCGCAUGAAGAGCUAACUCAACAACUUACGGAGAAGUUUAUGAAGAAAUGUUUCACCUCUCUUGAACUAUACUCACUCAGAGAUGUUUUCAAGAGCCUUGCCGAUCAGCAGGACUCCAUCAAAUAUCUGAAAGAGGACACUAUCGCCCGGUACCUGGAAAUACCAGACAUUCUCGGCACCUCGCCAGUCAUUUUCCAAAUGGUAUCCUAUAUCGGUGCUUUUCCAUUUCUUCAAGACGCACCUGCAGUCCUGGAGUUUCAGCGGAUGAUUAUGGUGGUCGUCAUCAUGACUGAGCGCUACAAAACCGUAUUGGCGCGGGGUUCUUCAGAUAGGACCAAACUACUGUUCAAGAGCUUGGCUGUCUUUGACCGUAAGAUGUCAGAAGCAGGAGCCCAUUCAGACACGUCACACGUCGAGUCCAAAGACGAUCAAAAGAAGGCCAUGUCCGGUGUGGCUGGUUUUGCGGUUGAUGCAGCUGGGGACGAAGAUGAGGACGGUGAGGACGACGACCUCGUAUUGACAGCUUUUGAAUUGCUCGACAUCAAGGAUGCCGUGGACCAGGGCCAUGCACCAGUCUUUCAUGGCGCAACCAUCCCAACUGACAAUUUCCGAAAACUUGUCAUGCUGCUUCUCCUUGCCGCCCCGCUUGAUCCCCAAGAAAGCCUCUCAAUGUAUUCAAGCCGUGUUAUUGGACAAGAACUCGAGGGCCUCCGUGGCGCCGCUGAAAGCAUUCUUGCCUCCUUUGUUAAUGCCGAGAUCUCAACUGGCAUCAAGUACAACCACUUCAGAACCAUCAUACCUGUAAUCUGCCCUCAUAUUUUUCGUGGAUUCAAUGGUCUUUUUGAGCGCUUUCUUUUCUCGCAAAAUCUAGAUUUCUCCAAACAUCACAAUGAUACCCCAGCUACUACUUCAUCUCAAAAAGCAGCACAGCCUCUAUUGACCGACACGGGCGAGAUACUUAACCAGAACACUUUGUCCCAGAUCUCGCUCUUCCUUCCUGGGACAGAUCUCUUCCGGCGAGUAAGGCUCCUGUACUCGGGCAAUGAUGCCGGUUUCUCUAUGGGAAGUUUCCAGACCAAAGUUUUCAACUGGCAAGCUCCAACACUGCUCCUGGUGAGCGGAACACGGCUGGGAGAUGAGCCGGAGGGUGGUCAAGAAAGCAGUUUCGCGGCAUCCUUACCUCCGAAGCGGUUCCCUCAUGGCAGCAGAUCGGAUCGGCUCACUUUUGGUGUCUACGUUCGUGAACCUUGGAAACACACCCACCGGGAAUGCUUCGGCGAUUCAGAAACAACGCUAUUUCAACUUGAACCAAUUCAUGAUGUCUUCCCGGCAUCAACUAUCAACAAAGACUACGUUACUUUCACAAAAGCACCAGCGCACCAUCCCAUGAUGUCGUUCGGUUGCCCUCAUCCACACCCAUCUCAAGCUCACAGAAAGGCCGACAUGUUACGCCUAGGCCCUGUAUCACUAUUACUUGACGACUCGUUCGAGUUUGCAGUCUUCAACCACGAUUUUACAUCUCGAGGAGGUGCAUUUCACUCGAGUGUGGUGAGAAAGUAUGAUUUCCAGGACCGAUUCCAGAUCGAGAGUCUCGAAGUUUGGGGCUGUGGCGGUGAUAAAGAAGCCCAAGCCCAAGCCGAGAAAUGGGCUUGGGAGGAACGAGAGGCUGAAGCUCGCCGCAAGAUCAAUCUUGGAAAUGGAGAUAUCGAGGCUGAUCGGGCGUUACUCGAGAUGGCGGGGUUGAUUGGAGGGAACCGAAGUGGAGGAUCUAUGACGUGAAGCAACCCCCAAGAAAUUGAGUAUUACCAGACAACAUAUGUUCUUAAAGCCUGGAUAGCACAUCGGUUAAGCAACUGUCUGUCUUGAAAGUUCACAAUCUUCAAGCUCAAUAAAUAUUAACAAUCAUUAACAUUUGCCUUGGUAGCUUGGGAGUAGAGCCACACUGUACUCGAAGGUACCGCCCGUUGUCUAUCGUACACAAUGUUUUCUGCCAUAAAUUAGCAUGCGAAACUUUUAUACAAACCUCCAUCAUGACCAAUUGCUCCUAAUGUACAUUGUUUGUUCUCAGUCCUUCCUCUUUGAGAUAAUUUCGCCAAGAUCGCCCAGAGAACUCUUGGGAUUCUUCUUCUUCUUUGCGCUGGCCUCAUCCUCGACAGCUUCAGCGGCG
This is a messenger RNA of Fusarium verticillioides 7600, 2408 nucleotides long. RefSeq lists its product as hypothetical. Lineage: Eukaryota; Fungi; Ascomycota; Sordariomycetes; Hypocreales; Nectriaceae. Bases 203 to 2020 code for a protein of 605 amino acids. The record is from RefSeq and is a predicted model, not a curated record. The transcript has 2 exons.